AUGUGGCUCACCAGAGUCCUCUCCUCGACCACCUUCCUGGGCGCCAUAAUCUUCACCAUCCCCUUAGCAUUCGACAUUGGCGGCCGCACCUGUGGCCUUGCCUUUUCCCUCUCCCUUAGCGUAUACUACUUCCUCUACUCGUCGCUGCGCCUGGCCACACCCGACACCUCGAGGCUCCGAUGGGCCCUGUGCAAUAUAAUAGCGUGGGCACAAUGGCUGGCAAUCCCCACCCUGUUGAUCUGGAGCCUGAACAAGUUCUCCAUCGACGCGAGCAGCAACUCCGGCUGGGUGGAGCGCACCUUUGGCGGCCGGAGAUCAGACUUCAAGACGGUGAAUGAGUGGAUCUUUGGAAGCCAAGGGCUGCUACAGAGUGCCUCGAUAGCCGCCUGGGACAAGACGCUGAGGUACAGCACUCCGGUCUUUCAGAUUGCAGAGGGCUUCUGCAGCUUGUUGGUCAUCCAAGCCGCUGGCCAGAUCACACGAUGGGUGGUGAACCGCGAGCGCGGCGACAGCUGGAUGAUCGGCCUCCUCGUCACCUCCGCAUCCAUCAUCUCCACCUCUGUCUAUUUCCUCUGGCGCAUCACCACCUUUCCCGAAAUCAGCAACGUGGAUGCCAUCCUCAUCGGCGCAGCCAUCACCACCGCGAUAUUUCUUGGCGGAUGGGGCAUCGUCAGUGCUCGGGGCAACCCCGUCGAGUCCUCGUUGCUGUUCGCGUACGUGACCCUUUGCAUAUACCAGAUCUUCACCGACUACCAGCCGUCGCCUGGCUCUAUUGCCGCAGCGAACGCCUACUCUGAGCCCGCUCUUCCUCCGCUCCCACCCAUCAUUAUGGCCUCCUAUACCACGCUUCUUCACGCUCUGGGCUCUCUUCCCACUAUUGCCCACACCGGCUUCAAUCUCAUGGUCGGCGCCAUCAUGACCAUUACCCCUUCGGUCAUCAUUUCUCUCGCCUAUCGCGUCUUCGUCAUGUACGCAGCCGCGCGCAUAAUCCCAGCCAUAAGAGAGAGCGGUGCCAGAGCCCUCUCACAAGAACCAAGCCUGGACGAUGACGACGAGACGUCCAAAAUCCUUGGCUUCCUAACUUGGUUCAGUCCGAGUAUCAUCAUCGCCGUCUACACCAGUCUGCUCAUGCAGCACUUUGCCAGCGGAAACGGCACCAAUGGCAGUGCUGCGACAGGGGAAUGGUGGACCACCCAAGGAGGCGACGCGGGUGGGAACAUGUGGCGAUGGGUCAACCUCGCCCUCACCAUGGGCUUGUAUGCCAUUGAAUUGAAAAUCUCUAAUGCUGACGACGAUGGCCGGUUGACAAGUCACUGGAAAACAGACUAA
Messenger RNA from Cucurbitaria berberidis CBS 394.84, 1329 nucleotides. Its product is annotated as ER membrane protein. Lineage: Eukaryota; Fungi; Ascomycota; Dothideomycetes; Pleosporales; Cucurbitariaceae. Gene Ontology annotation, cellular component: cortical endoplasmic reticulum; perinuclear endoplasmic reticulum; endoplasmic reticulum membrane. Gene Ontology annotation, biological process: endoplasmic reticulum inheritance; septin ring assembly. The transcript is spliced from 3 exons. The record is from RefSeq and is a predicted model, not a curated record. Bases 1 to 1329 code for a protein of 442 amino acids.